Messenger RNA from Bipolaris sorokiniana ND90Pr, 1401 nucleotides. RefSeq lists its product as uncharacterized. The record is from RefSeq and is a predicted model, not a curated record. Lineage: Eukaryota; Fungi; Ascomycota; Dothideomycetes; Pleosporales; Pleosporaceae. The transcript is spliced from 3 exons. The coding region runs from base 353 to 1066 and encodes 237 amino acids.
UACAAUACACAGGUUCUUAAGACACCAUCUGCGCAGAUCCAGCGUGAGGUAAUUGUGAAAAUAAGAGAUUCACUCACUAGUUAUACAAAGUCUACGAGCUAUGAAUCCCAGAAAUCUAAAAGCCCAUGUGCAAAGAGCCAUCGACCAGAGCGCAAAUGAAAAUUUGAUGAACAUGAAGAUAGUCUCCGCGAGUCAGCUGAAGAGCGGAGACCUAAGCAUUAAGAUAGCGGUAAGUAACGAAGUUGAGGUGCUGAGACAGUUUGCAGAGGGCUGGACCCAUCGAAUUGGAACAGGAGCUGUGGUGUGAAUCCCGACGUACGGCGUCCUUGCACACGGCAUCCGUACCAGCACGAUGGAUAUGGCAAAAUUCGAAGAAAACAGAGCUCAAAUCCUGCAGGACAACAGACCAUUCAUACCCCAGGCGGAGAUUAGACAUAUAGGCUGGCUCACCAGAGACGCAUCUGCGAAACCUGCGUCAACUAUCACAAUUGAGUUUACAAGACCGGAAGACGCAAACAAAAUUAUCGACGAAGGGCUGAUCUGGCAAGGCGAGUGCAAGGCAACAACAGCAUAUGGCUACUGUGCGCAGGAGCACGACACCCGGGAAUGCCCAUCGAGAUCGAAUCGGGAGACCCCAAGGAAAUGCGCGACCUGCCGGGGCGACCACGAAACAUGGAACCGCCAAUGCCCAACGAGGAAAGACGAAACCCUGAAGGCUAAGAUCGCCUACGAGAUGCGGCCACGAUACCACCCAGUCACGGAACCGAGGACUCCAAAGACGCUUGCUACUACAAGAAUUCCAUUAACACAGACAACCAUAUCAACACAGUUCAUCCAAGCUGUAGGGAACAACCCCCGACCGAGAAGAGGACAAAAGAGAGCGAACAAUGGAACAACCGUCGAAGCAAGUGAGCAACGAAACCAGCCGCCAACAAGCUCCGCGAGCCAAAGGCCACAGAGAAACAUAAUUCCAUCCAGGAGGGCCCUAGAGGCAACCGGCGGAAACACCCAAAGCACACAAGAGACCAACCAACAGAUGAAAAUCGACUCGGAGACAGAAGCAUGAAUCAGCACACCACACUGAGCAUACUACAGUACAACGUUCACAAAUCAAGAGAUACAGUCAUGGCAACUCUGCUCAGAGACCCUUGGGUUCUUGAGUAUGAUAUCCUGGUGUCAGAUUGUGAUGGGUUGUCAAAGACGGGAUUAACUGUGUUUUAUUGUCUUGAUCGAUUAGUCUGUUGAUUGAUGUUCCUUUUUCUUUUUCAUCUCUCUCUGAUCUCCCUGAUCCCCUGAGUGAGAUCGCGGUGGAUCGUGCACGCUGACUGAUCACAGAGUUCCGGGUAGUCUUAUCAUCACCCGGAUUUUAUCAACUACCUAAUAUAUGCCCAUAUUCUGACA